Messenger RNA from Heterocephalus glaber (naked mole-rat), 2399 nucleotides. Lineage: Eukaryota; Metazoa; Chordata; Mammalia; Rodentia; Bathyergidae. The record is from RefSeq and is a predicted model, not a curated record.
UGUAUCCUCGGGAGAAAUCAGGGGGUGGGGUGUGUGUGGGGGGUGUGUGGGGUGUGUGUCGGGAUUUGCUGCCUCGAACAGCUUGCAGUCAAAGCCGAGCCCCGAGGCUCCAGGCGGGAGGAGAGAGGCCCGGGCUCAGUUAGGUGAAGGUGCGGGCCGAGGGGCCUGUCAAACCCGCGUCCAGAGAGAAGGUCCUGGAACAUUCUAGAAAGCAGCUACUUCCUGCCCUUCAGAGAGAGGGGCGGAAGUCUCAGGAGAGCGCCCCCUUUCGCCUCUCUGUGACCUGACAGGGGAGUCAGAGUCUUCUCUGGGGUCCGUGCUGCAAAUCUGGGGAGCAGAUAGCACCUGGCUCACUUAGGUCGAGGUGAGGGCUGUGGGAGGACAGAGGAAGCCUGCCCAGGCAGAGAGGGUCCCCCAGUACCCCAGAUCAGCCACCCUUGUCAGCGCUGCACAGUCCAGUGCAGAGCUCUCAGCUGAGCGCCCUCUUCGCCUCCCUGGGACCUGAGAGAGUUACGGCCCUGUUCUGGGGUCCAGGGGUGAGAUGGGGGAGCUGAGAGGGCCCAGGCUCUGUUAGGUCGAGGUGAGACGCUGAGGGCAGAGUGAGGAAGCCCCUCCCCAGCUGCAGGGUCCUACAGUAAUGCCUCCUUGCUUCUGUUGUCAGCGUUGGCCCCAGGGCUGACUUGUGAGGCAACUCCACCCCCCCCCCAACACUUUUUGCUUAGGUCCCUGGGUGCCACAGCCUUGGUCUGCGGGCAGCAGACUGAGGUCGGGGCAGGACAGCGGUCCAGGAAGGAGGUCAUCCCCACCUUAGACCCCAGCACACCUGCAGGGACAUUACACCCUGGUGUGGGGAGUGCCACCAGGUCAGCAGAGGAGCAAAGGUUGUUCAGCAAGAACACAAGGCCAGGAUCUGCCAGAAAUCAAAGUGAGGAACUUUGGUGAGGGCUGAAGAGUCAUCAUGUCUCGGGCUCGGAAGCGCCAGUGCCACAUGCUUGAGGAAGACCCUGAGACCCAAAGUGACACCCAGCGGCUCAUUGAUGCUCGUGUUCCUGUGGAUGUGGAGGAAGAUUCUUCGUCAUCCUCUUCCACUUGCUCCUCCUCUUUACCCUUGUCCACUUGCUCCUCCUUUUCCACCUCCACUUCUUUCUCUCACUCUCCUCUGUUAUCGAGCUCCCCAGAGGAGGAUUUUGCUGUUGCUGGGAGCCCAGUUUUUUCCCAGAGUUCUCAGGGAGCCUGUUCUUCCUUCAGUACCUUGGCCUCUGCUCCAUGCAGCCCAUUUGAUGAGGAUUCCUUUAGCCAAAGUAGGGAGGAUCCAAGCACCUCACAGGUGCUGCCAGACGCUGAGGUCUUAUCUAGCGAUGAGAGAGAUGAGAAGGUAAAUAAUUUGGUGAAUUUCCUGCUCUUCAAGUAUCAAAUGAAGGAGCAAGUGUCAGAGGCAGAGAUUCUGAAUAUCAUUGAAAAUGACAAGCACUUCUCUGUGGUUUUUGGUGAGGCCUCAGAGUGCAUGCAGCUGAUCUUUGGAGUUGAUGUGUAAGGUGUGGACCCCCCUGGCCACUCCUAUGUCCUUGUCACUUCCCUCGGUAUCUCCUAUGAUGGGAUGUUGAGUGAAGUCCAGGGUUUGCCCAAGACCGGCCUGCUGGUGCUCAUCCUGAGCAUAAUCUUCCUGCAGGGCGACUGUACCCCUGAGGAGUAUAUUUGACAAAUCCUGAAUGUGAUGGGAAUGUGGGCGGGGGUGGUGCACUUUAUCCAUGGGGAGCCCUGGAAGCUCAUUCUGGAAGAUUUUGUGCCGGAACAGUACCUGGUGCACCAGCAGGUGCCCAACAGUGAGCCUGCUCGACAUGAGUUCAUGUGGGGCCCAAGGGCCCACGCUGAAACCAGCAAGAUGAAAGUUCUGGAAUUUUUGGCCAGUAUUAGUGGGAAUGAUCCCAAAUCCUUCGGGCACAGGUAUGAGGAGGCUUUGAGGGAUGAAGAAGAGAGAGUCCAGGGCAGUAUUUACACAGCUACUGCCAUGGCCUAUGCAAGCCACUAGCAGCUUUUUCUGCUGAAAGUAAGCUGAGGCCGAAUCAGUGAUCAGUGUAGUGAGGAGCCAGGCCAAGUUUGGGGACAUGUAGUGCAAGUCGUCCUUGUCUUACUCUUCUAUUUGGAUGACUUGGGGGUUUAUCUUCUUUGUAGUCAAAAAUGUUCCUUUCUUUUUUUUGGUACUGGUGAUUGAACUCUGGACCUUGCGUUUGUGAGGCAGGUGGCAGCACCACUGAGCUAAAUCCCCGGCCCCUAAAAUGUUACUUUUAUUACAUGGUUUAGUUCAAAACCUAAAUUUAUAAAUUGUUAGUUGCAUAUUUUGUAUUGUUUAUAAAUUUAAGAGAAAGUUGUGGUAUUAUGUAAAUCUAUUUGGGAAGCCU